GUUUGAUGCGUUUGAUAAUAAGAAACAUCAAGGCGACACUUCACUAUAUAGACAAAAUUCUUAUAUAGAAAUGUCAAAUAACUCAACUUCGUUCUGCUCGCUUGAUUCCCAAAUACUUUCAACAAUAAAAGAUCAUCAUGAUGAAGCCCUUGCUGAUAGCCUUUAACUUCGAUUACACGAUUGCGGACGACAACACGGGCAUUGUAAUACGAAGUCUAUUAGAAGGGGAUGAUUGUCUGGUAAAAAUCGAACGGAUUUACGAGACAGAAUGUUGUCCUACGUAUAUGAGAAAAGUAUUUGAAUUUAUUCACGUGAAAGGUAGAAGAGAGAAAGACGUUGGAAAGGCGAUAAGUUCGAUACAGCCGGUCAACGGAUUUCCGUCUCUGUUGAAAAAAUUACAUUCUCAAGGAGUCGAAAUUAUUAUUAUAAGCGAUGCGAAUACAUAUUUCAUAGAUUUUUGGCUCAAGCAUCAUAAACUCGUUCAUACGAUCAAAGAAAUAUUUACGAAUCCGGCGUGGUUCGAUCGUAAAGGCCUGCUCAGAAUUGACACGUAUCAUGAGCAAGAUUGGUGCCAAUUUUGUGCGAUUAAUAUGUGCAAAGGUCACAUUCUUGACAAUUAUGUCAAACGACGAUCGGCGGAGGGAAUCAAGUUCCAAAAAAUAGCUUACGUCGGCAAUGAGGAAAAUGAUUAUUGUCCGAUUCUUCGUUUGUCCGCUGAAGAUUUGGCUUUUCCAAGGAUCAAUUAUAAACUAGCCAAGAUCCUCAAUGAGAACGAGAACGACGAUGUAUGGAAUGCCGUAAAAGCUAAAAUUUUACCUUGGACUGUUGGUUCUGAAAUAUGGGACGAUCUCGUCAGAAUACCAAAUUUAGAACUACAAAAAAUCGAAUCCAUGGAACUUCGUUAGCCGAAAAUAUGAUUUUCACAGAAUCUAGAUUUAUUCAUUGCAGAGCCAAUAAUAUAUCCAGCGUGAAAUUCGCUGAAUGGACUCUGCAAAAACCGCGACUUGUCACAUAUUCAGUGUAUUUUUCUUAUGUGUAUGUAAUAAAAGGAGUGAAAUCGAAAAA
Messenger RNA from Venturia canescens, 1065 nucleotides. RefSeq names its product probable phosphatase phospho2. Gene Ontology annotation, molecular function: phosphatase activity. Lineage: Eukaryota; Metazoa; Arthropoda; Insecta; Hymenoptera; Ichneumonidae. The coding region runs from base 138 to 905 and encodes 255 amino acids. The transcript is spliced from 2 exons. The record is from RefSeq and is a predicted model, not a curated record.